CAAGUUGGUCCAAACAAUUAAUUUAUUAAAUUGGGGAACUCUUAAUGUGACCAAAGAAACAGUGAUUCAAUUACACAAACAAACCCCUUUCUCUGCAAUUCACGAUGGGAACACCGACCACCGGCGCCGGCGGCGACGUGGAAGCCGGAUUCGCGAAACUCCAAGGCGAAGAUUUCGAAUACUACAUGCAAACCUACAGCAUAAUCCUCGGCCGCAACUCCAAGAAAUCCACCGUCGACGUCGACCUAUCAAGUCUCGGCGGAGGAAUGAACAUCUCCCGUCAUCAUGCUCGUAUCUUCUACGACUUUGCUCGUCGUCGUUUCGCUCUGGAAGUUUUGGGAAAAAACGGUUGUUUAGUUGAAGGUGUUCUUCAUUUACCUGGUAACGCUCCUGUCAAGCUUGAUUCUCAGGAUCUUCUUCAGAUCGGUGAUAAGGAGUUUUACUUUCUGCUUCCUGUGAGGAGUAUUCUUGGUGGGGCCGGUGCUCGGCGUAAUGUUGCUACUCCUGCUGCUGUUGCUCCUUCUGCUGCUGUGCCGCAUUAUAGUUAUGGACAUCUGCCUGCUGGGGCUGGUGCUGGUGCCGGUGCCGGUGCGAUGGUGAAGAAAGGGAGGAGGGAGUAUUAUGAGGAGGAGUAUGAGAUGGAUGAUGAUGUUGAUGUUGGUGGGGGGAGUAGUGGGAAGAAGGUGAGUAGAAGGGAGGGUUAUGAUGGUUAUGGGUAUGGUGGUUCUGGAGGCAAGGCUUCAAUGCCGGGACCAAUUGAUAAGAAGGCAGAAGGAAGAUCCCGUGUAGAUCGUGAUGCUGAUAAUCUUCAGCUUCAACAACUGGAAGAGAAGGACGUAGUAUCAUCCGUAGCUAAUGUCCUCUCUGACCUUUGUGGUCCUGGAGAGUGGAUGCCUAUGGAGAAACUUCAUGCUGUGUUGCUGGAUAAGUAUAGCGGUGUUUGGCACCACGGUAGAGUAAGGAGGUAUCUCACAUCAGAGGAAUGGUCUUGUCCAGAAUCCAAAGGGAAGCCUUGGUAUGGCUUACUUAUGCUACUAAGGAAAUACCCGGAACAUUUUGUCAUCAACACAAGGUCCAAGGGACGUGUCACCCUGGAGUUUGUUUCUCUUGUCUCACUUCUCUCGUGAACUUGGUGCUAUCUUCUAAAAGUAAUGAUAACUUCGGUAGUCUGUGAAUUUUACAGAAUUAUGGUAUCUGGUGGUCAAACAUCAGAUCUGUAUAAAUUUGCACCUUGCUUUUUUUUUUCGUUAGGUAAAGACUUGGUUACUUUUUGCAAAUGUUCGGAGAAAAUACAUCCAUUUUGGGCAAUUGGUAAGAUUUCUGAGAGCAAAAGAAACGAUAAUGUGUUAUUGAUAGACUAAAAACCUGAUUGAAUCAAUUGCUGUGAUGGGGAGUCCAUAACUUGUUUGAUGAGUAACCUGUUCAAUGCGUACAAUUGGAAGUAGUUAACUGGUGAUAAAUUAGCCGAAACAUUACAAAAUUGGCUAAAUGAUGAAAUCAAUGGCACAUUAGGUUGAAUUAAA
Molecule: messenger RNA, 1523 nt
Organism: Medicago truncatula (barrel medic)
Lineage: Eukaryota; Viridiplantae; Streptophyta; Magnoliopsida; Fabales; Fabaceae
Product: FHA domain-containing protein FHA2
Exons: 3
Coding region: 105-1127 (340 amino acids)
Biological process (GO): regulation of ribosomal protein gene transcription by RNA polymerase II
Cellular component (GO): nucleus
Molecular function (GO): sequence-specific DNA binding; protein binding
Source: RefSeq, a predicted model, not a curated record